GGGGGGUACUGAUUCUUCUCCAGCUGCUCUGUGGCAGCCCAGAGGUGUGACCAACCUACGGCUCAGUUUUGUCUAUUCGAGGCUGAGGCCAGCGCCGAACAAACAUGCAGCGACUCAGGGGCGUUUUGCUGUGUCUGCUGCUGGCUGCGGCUGUCCCCACCGCCCCGGCUCCUGCCCCGACGGCGACGGGGACUCCAGUGGAGCCGGGUCCGGCUCUCAGCUACCCGCAGGAGGAAGCUACGCUCAAUGAGAUGUUCCGAGAGGUGGAGGAGCUGAUGGAAGACACUCAGCACAAACUGCGCAGCGCGGUGGAGGAGAUGGAGGCAGAAGAAGCAGCUGUGAGAACAUCCUCUGAGGUGAACCUGUCAAGUUUACCUGCCAAUUAUCACAACGAGACCAACACAGACACCAGGGUCGGCAAUAACACCAUCCAUACGCACCGAGAAAUUCACAAGGUAACCAACAACCAGACAGGACAGAUGGACUUUUCUGAGACAGUCAUUACAUCGGUGGGGGAUGAAGAAGGCAAGAGGAGCCAUGAAUGCAUCAUCGACGAGGACUGUGGGCCCACCAGGUACUGCCAGUUCUCCAGCUUCAAGUACACCUGCCAGCCGUGCCGGGACCAGCAGAUGCUGUGCACCCGAGACAGCGAGUGCUGUGGAGACCAGCUGUGUGUCUGGGGUCACUGUACCAAAAAGGCCACCAAGGGUAGCAACGGGACCAUCUGUGACAACCAGAGGGAUUGCCAACCUGGCCUGUGCUGUGCCUUCCAAAGAGGCCUGCUGUUCCCCGUGUGCACAUUCCUGCCUGUGGAGGGGGAGCUCUGCCAUGACCCUGCCAGCCAGCUGCUGGACCUCAUCACCUGGGAACUGGAGCCCGAAGGCGCUUUGGACCGAUGCCCCUGUGCCACUGGACUCCUCUGCCAGCCUCAGAGCCACAGUCUGGUGUACGUGUGCAAGGCAGCCUUCAUCAGUAGCCACGACCAAAAUGAGGAGAGUCUGCUGCCCAGGGAGACCCCUGAUGAGUAUGAAGAUGGCGGCUUCAUAGGGGAGGUGCGCCAGGAGCUGGAAAACCUGGAGCAGAGCCUGGCCCAGGAGAUGGCAUUUGGGGAGCUUGCCCCUGCGGGGUCCCUGGGUGGGGAGGAGAUUUAGACUCAGACCCAGCUGAGCUGCUGGUAGAUGUGCAAUAGACAUGGCUAAUUUAUUUCCCCGGGAGUGUCCCCUAGGUGUGGGGCUGGCCAGGCAUUCUCCACAGCUCCUUCCCAGUAGCUUUUCCCCUGGCUUGACGAGGUGCAGCGCAAGUACAUUUGUUCCAGCUGCCCCGCUGCUCUGGGGCUGGGGAGAGACUGAUGGGGUGGGGGAGGGCAAUGUGAGCACCACACACCAUGGCCAGACGUUCUGUUUUGUUCAGAUUUGAUUGAAAGGAGAAGACAGAAAGGGGUAAAGUCUGCCCAUGGUCGGCCUGGGGGAGAUAUGGAGGAGGGUGCCUGCCCUGCAAACAAGGACCUGGCAAAAUGUAGCCAUUGCGUUUGUACUGUGUCCCUUCUGUGGGCCGAGGCUGCUCUUGUGGCCUCCCACACCUUCAUUCCUCCACCCUCUCUUUUUGCUCCUCCUACCUCACUGUCAGCCCUUCACAUCUGCUCAGUCCGCUCCACGCAGCUUGGGAGCAAACCAGAGUGGGUUUCUCGCCAAGCCCCUUGUUCUCUCACCCCCCCCCCCAGCCUUGGUGCCCCCAACUACUUCCAAAAGGAGGGGAGUGAAAUCCUUUUCUUCUUUUCUUUCUUUCUUCUUCUUCUUCUUCUUCUUCUUCU
Messenger RNA from Microtus ochrogaster (prairie vole), 1810 nucleotides. RefSeq names its product dickkopf Wnt signaling pathway inhibitor 3 (gene Dkk3). Gene Ontology annotation, cellular component: extracellular region. The record is from RefSeq and is a predicted model, not a curated record. NCBI's taxonomy places the organism in Eukaryota, Metazoa, Chordata, Mammalia, Rodentia, Cricetidae. Gene Ontology annotation, biological process: negative regulation of canonical Wnt signaling pathway; multicellular organism development. Gene Ontology annotation, molecular function: co-receptor binding; receptor antagonist activity.